UGCUCUGUCAAACACAAAUGGAUUCCCUUCCCCGAUUUCCCGGGCCUUUGGCUUGUGCUGAAGCGCAGCUCGUACCUGUAUCACUAUUGAAUGGUUUACUAAUUGGUACCAAUCCCUUGCUGCAUAGGUAACAAUGUCAAGUCAACGCCAUGACACACUAGGUCACGUUUCAAUUCACAUUAUCAUUGAAAUGAAUGCAACCUUUAAGCAUGGAAAGAUUUCCCUUACGACAGUUGCCUGACAAUUUUACGCACUGGUCAUAAAUUUUGGUACUAACCCUGCCUUUGACGCUCAAGCUGCCAAGAUGCUCUGCUAGUUCCAGACGCUACUUCUACGUCUCUGCUACUUACAGAGGCAAUUUCAGGGUCGCAAGUAUGAAACCAUAAGGAUCUCGAGUGCCUAUAUCAUAUGAUCGGCUACCGCAAAGGCUCUAUUGAAUUCGAAAGGGUUAAAAACGUCAAUGGUGUUAUUCCCGCAACAUACACCUACCAUUUCUACCCAUUUCUCGCUAUGGUGGACUGGCACGAUCCUGACCUCGAAGCGAAAUUGAGGAUACUUUCAGGACAGCUGCUGUAUGCUAUCCUUGGCUUAUACGGUUGGCAUUAUAUGCGCUCUUCACACGUGGAGAUAUCACUGCUUCGGAGGCAGCUUCCAUUUCGAUGGCCUUUGUUCUCGUACCUUACCGCUAGAUUCAGCUUCCUGAUCACCAUAAUUUUGUCUGCGAUGCAAUUCAGUCCCUUUAACACAAGCUUUGACUGUCAGAACAUGAAUUUUAUCAACAUGUUUUCAGCGAACGUUGCCCUCGGUUGCUCUACAACAAAUCUAAUGAUCAGAACGUGGCUUAUCUGGAAGACCAGUUAUCUGCUGCGCCUCAUCCUAGUCCUCCUCGCGCUAGGUUAUUGGACAAUGCUCACUCUCUUCGUUGUAACAGCUCGUGCAUCUACCAUACACGGAGUGUGCAUGAUCAGCUAUGUCAAACCUGCAUAUGCUAGUGCGGUAGUCACAUAUACCAUGGUGUACGAUUUGGCACUUUUGGUCUUCACCAUUAUUGGACUUUUGAGGAUGCCAUCAUCUUCUACGCUAUGGAAGAAGUUAGUGAAACAAGGAGUAGUAUAUUUCGUCGCCAAUUUGGUAGCUAACCUUGUCCUACUGAUCAUGGGUUAUGUGAACCUGAAUCCUGCCAUGAGUGAUAUCUUUGCAGUGCCUGGUAUGUGACCGUGGUUUGACUGACUUCACGUCGCUGACCUUUUCAAAGCGGUAUGCACCUGGUCAGGACUCUCAUUACAACUUCUGGUUUGCCGCAUGACCUACUUUCAUUUGCAGCACAAUUGCAUCUAGCCAGGUGGUCCUCUCGCUGCUCCGCCCUUCGUCAGAUUAUGAAAGUGACAACACUUCGUCAGCUAAAGCGCCUCCACUGACGAGUAACUUCGCCGUUUCAGGGU
This is a messenger RNA of Suillus bovinus, 1442 nucleotides long. RefSeq lists its product as uncharacterized. Lineage: Eukaryota; Fungi; Basidiomycota; Agaricomycetes; Boletales; Suillaceae. The record is from RefSeq and is a predicted model, not a curated record. The transcript is spliced from 14 exons. The coding region runs from base 409 to 1215 and encodes 268 amino acids.